Cicer arietinum (chickpea) is the source of this 1322-nucleotide messenger RNA. RefSeq lists its product as uncharacterized. Lineage: Eukaryota; Viridiplantae; Streptophyta; Magnoliopsida; Fabales; Fabaceae. The record is from RefSeq and is a predicted model, not a curated record.
UUUAGGAGUAGUAACCGUAAAACAAAAAUAAAACCCACGUGUCGUUCCCUCUAUAUCGUGUGUCAAACAUGUAAAUAGUUCUUCUAUUUUGUCUUAAUUUUAUUUUUAAGAAAAACCGAUUCUUCAACGAAUUGUGAUUUGUUCUUCCACAUUCCUCUCUUUCUCAUCCGGAUUCUCAUCUCAGAUUAGAUAAAGAAUAUGCAUAAGGGUAGAGGAGUUGAAGAUAAAUUUUUUAAAUCAAGUAGCUUUGGAGAUUUUGGUUUCCAUAGAAGUAUGAUGAUGCCUAGUCUUUUUGGAGGAAGGGAUCCAUUUGAUGAUCCUUUUUUCAGUGAUCCACUUGACAGCAUUUGGGGUCCAAAUUCUGCUUCAUCUAGAUCAAUGCAGAAGACAGACAAGGAAAAAGGAGUUGUUAUAAAAGAAUUAGGCUCUGAUGAUGAGUGCACUGAUACUUUUGAUGAGAAAAUUUCUUGGUCAACAUUGGAGCCAUCUGUUGAGCAUCCAGAUGAUGAUGAUUUUAAUGAGUGUAAAAACAGUGGUGUAACUUACAAGAAUGAUCUUCACAAGUCAGAAGAACCUGCAAAGGGUCGCAAUUUGUCUUUUCAGACUAGCAGAGUAACGUAUGGGGGUAUAGAUGGUGCUUAUUAUACUUCUACCAGAACUAGAAGGAUGGGGGCUGAUGGGGUGGUGGUGGAGGAAAGCAGAGAAGCUGACUCGUCAACAGGCCAGGCAACACAUAGAAUCUCUAGAGGAAUCCACGAUAAGGGCCAUUCAGUUUUGAGGAAGCUUGACUCAGAUGGGAAGGUUGAUACAACACAGACACUGCACAAUCUUAAUGAAGAUGAGCUUGCACGGUUUGAGGAAGCAUGGAAAGGAAAUAAUCUAGGGAAGUUACCUGAUUAUGAUGUGCAUAGGAAAAAUGAUUCUAGAGUUGGUGAGCUAAACAAAAACCAGGUUCGGUCACUUCCAUCUUUGGAUCAGGAUAGAAAAGGAAGUGGAUUUGCAUCAAAGUAUGAAACAGGGAACAAUUCUGAGGGAAGAACAAAGAAAGUUGUUAGAAUCAAUAUUGAGUGAAUGGUAUUAUGUCCAUUAUGAUAUUGUAUGUAAAAAUGUAGAAUGAAGUUGUGCUAUGGUGUGUUUUAGUUAGCAUCCGAAAAGCUCUACAUGAUCUUGUUGUACAAUUAAUAGCAUAUAUGUUUGUUUUGUGGGGAGAAUGUAAUUCUGAAUAUAAAUUGUGAUUAGACUGUUUAAGUUGUUGAGGUUCAUGGACUUAUAUUUUUAGUUGAUGAACCCAAUGAAUUUUAAUGAUGAGAUCUUUAACAGUA